CGCGCGGUAUAGAUAGAUAGAUAGAAAGCUCGCUUUCCCACAAACCGGAGAGGGUUUUUUUUCGCUCAGCGGUCCAAGUAGGAGCAAGGCAUCGUGGCGCCUGACGGGACAACGGGGAAAACUUCAAAGAGAGAAAAGGAGCAAAAAGGGAUAAGGAUUGGAGGGACAUAAAGAAUAAUAAUAAUAAUAAUAAUUGGAAGAAAGAAAAGAAGAAAGUUGUGGAUAAUAAUAAUAAUAAUCAUUAUCAUAAUAAUAAUAAUCAUACUAAUAAUCCGACCUCGAGAAGGUGCGCGCGGCGUUGGUGACUUUGGGCUUUUACGCAAAGGAAUUUAUUACCGUACCGUUCCCAGGGAUCGCGCGCGUCGUGCUUGUGCGCCCGUGCAUGUGCACACCGGAACGGAGGAAGUGCGUGUGCGCGAGCUUUCAGUGAGUUUCGGCUGAAGUUUGAACGGAACCAAGCAAACGAAAGGACCGGAGAGGAGAGGACCGGACCGGACAGGAGAGGCGGCACCAUGCGGAGACGGAGCUCCACUUUCACCGCCGCCGCCUGCGUUCAUCUCCUGAUUCACUGCUUCUGCAUGAAGCUGUGUGAAGCAUCGGGCCACUUUGAGUUGCGUGUGCUGUCAGUCAGGAACAUCAACGGGGAGCUGCAGAGCGGCUCGUGCUGCGACGGCACGCGAAACGCAGCGGACAACAACAGAUGCACGCGGGACGAGUGCGACACGUAUUUCCGCCUGUGCCUUAAGGAGUACCAGUCCAGGGUGACCCCCGGUGGACCAUGCAGUUUUGGCAGUGGAUCUACUCCAGUGAUUGGUGGGAACGUUGUGUUGCCCAAGACCUUGGCAGAGAACGACAAGGCUCGCAUCGUGCUGUCUUUCAGCUUUGCUUGGCCGAGGUCGUACACACUGAUCGUGGAAGCCUUGGACUUCAACAAUGACUCGAGCACUGGCAGUGGCAGUGGUCAGGUGAUCGAGAGAGCCAUGCAGUCGGGGAUGAUCAACCCGAGCCGACAGUGGCAGACGCUGAAACACAACGGUGCCGUGGCCCAGUUUGAGUAUCAGAUCCGCGUCACCUGCGACGAUCACUAUUACGGCUUCGGCUGCAACAAAUUCUGCCGGCCACGAGACGACUUCUUCGGUCACUAUAACUGUGACCACAACGGCAACAAGACGUGCCUGGAGGGCUGGGCUAGCCCUGAGUGCAGCACUGCAAUCUGUAAGCAAGGCUGUAGCACAAAACAUGGAUCCUGUAAGGCGCCCGGAGAAUGCAGGUGUUUGUAUGGGUGGCAGGGGGAGUACUGCGAUCAGUGUAACCCACACCCUGGCUGCGUACAUGGCACCUGUGAGGAACCCUGGCAGUGUCUCUGUGACACCAACUGGGGAGGACAACUCUGUGACAAAGACCUAAAUACGUGUGGCACACGUCAGCCGUGUCAGAACGGAGGCACGUGCAGUAACACCGGACCAGACAAGUAUCACUGUGCCUGUCCUGAGGGAUACUCUGGCCAGAACUGUGAGAGAGCGGAUAACGCCUGUCUGUCAGAGCCGUGUCUGAACGGGGGACGCUGUAUGGAGAGCAGUCAGGGCUUUGAAUGUCAGUGUGCUCCAGGGUGGACCGGUCCGACCUGCGCCAUCAACAAAGACGACUGCAAGCCUAACCUGUGUAACCACGGAGGGACGUGUGUGGACCUCGUCAAUGGCUUCAAGUGCAUCUGUCCUGCGCAGUGGAUCGGCAAAACCUGUCUCAUCGAUGCUGAUGAGUGUGCUGAGAACCCAUGUGUAAACGCCCAUGUGUGCCGAAACCUGAUUGGUGGAUACUUCUGCGAGUGUCUCCCCGGUUGGACAGGACAGAACUGUGAUGUCAAUGUUAACGACUGCCAAGGGCAGUGUCUGAAUGGAGGGUCUUGUAAGGACCUGGUGAACGGGUACAAGUGUUUGUGCGCACCGGGAUUCACAGAUGAUCACUGUGAGAAAGAUAUUGACGAGUGUGCCAGUCAGCCCUGUCUGAACAAGGGCCAGUGUCGCGAUGACGUUAACGGCUUCCAGUGCCUGUGCCUGCCUGGUUUCUCUGGAAACCUGUGCCAGUUGGAUAUUGACUACUGCGAAGGAAAUCCAUGUCAGAACGGCGCGCCGUGUUUUAACCUGGCGACAGAUUAUUUCUGUAAAUGUCCUGAGGAUUAUGAGGGCAAGAACUGCUCCCAUCUCAAAGACCACUGUCGCACCACGCCCUGCGAAGUGAUUGACAGCUGCACGGUUGCCGUGGUUUCGAACAGCACCCCGGGCAAUGUGCGCUACAUCUCGUCCAAUGUGUGCGGUCCACACGGUCGGUGUCGUAGCCUCGCCGGUGGCCAUUUCAGCUGCGAGUGUCGCGAGGGUUUCACUGGAACCUACUGUCACGAGAAUAUUAAUGACUGUGAGAGCAGCCCGUGCCGUAACGGAGGAACAUGUAUCGAUAAAGUAAACGUGUACCAGUGUAUCUGCGCUGACGGCUGGGAGGGACCCGACUGCGAAACUAAUAUCGAUGACUGCAGCACAAACCCGUGCCAUGAUCGUGGUGUGUGUCGCGACCUGGUCAACGACUUCUACUGCGAGUGCAAAAACGGCUGGAAGGGCAAGACCUGUCACUCACGUGAGAGCCAGUGUGACGAGACGACAUGUAACAAUGGUGGUACGUGCUACGAUGAAGGAGACUCCUUCAAAUGCAUAUGUGCCUCUGGCUGGGAGGGGACGAGCUGUAAUAUCGCGAAAAAUAGCAGCUGCCUUCCCAACCCAUGCGAGAACGGCGCUACCUGCGUCGUCAGCGGCGACCACUUCACCUGCGUGUGCAAGGAAGGCUGGGAGGGGCUCACCUGCAACCAGAACUCAAAUGACUGCAACCCACACCCAUGCUACAACAGUGGGACAUGUGUAGACGGGGAUAACUGGUACCGGUGCGAGUGUGCCGCAGGCUUUGCUGGACCCGACUGUCGCAUCAACAUUAACGAGUGUCAGUCGUCUCCCUGUGCGGUUGGCGCGACGUGUGUGGACGAGAUUAACAGCUACCAAUGCUUGUGUCCACCUGGGAGAACCGGAGCAAGGUGUGAGGAAGUAAACAGACCUCCCUGCAUGGACGGCGGCCGGAUCGUAGCGGACGGGGCGAGAUGGGACAAGGACUGUAACACCUGCUACUGUCACAACAGCCGAGUCACCUGCACAAAGUUGUUGUGCGGUCCGAGGCAGUGUCAUCUGGUUGGAACUGGGCGAGGAGAUUGUCCAGCGCGUCAGUCGUGUGUCCCGAUGCGUGACGAUCACUGCUUCGUACGGCCGUGCCCCACGCAGGGCGAGUGCUGGUCCAGUGAAGAGACACCCAUCCAGUGCCACUCAGAGAGCAACUGCGCCAACGUCACAUUCAUGUUCACGAAGGACAUCAUGUCACCGGGCGUGACUGUGGAGCAGGUGUGUAGAGAGCUGCGCAGUCUCUACGUGGUGAAGAAUCUCUCCUCGGAGUUCUCCAUCUCCAUCACGUGUGAACCUUCCACCACGGCCAGCAGUGAUAUCCACGUAGCUAUUCAGGUUUCUGAUGACGGCGGGAGCAGCCAUGCUCCAGUUAAAGGGAUCACGGAGAGGAUUAUUGACAUGGUGAAAAAACGUAGCGCUAACGGUACCAUCCUCACCGCCAUCGCGGAGGUCCGCGUCCAGCACAGGGACACCAACAGCGCGAACGAUUACCUGGUGCCAGUCCUGGUUUCCGUAGCAACAGUGAUCUGGGCGUUGGCAUUGGUGUGGACAGCAUUGUGGUGUAUCCGACGACGUAAGCAAAACGCAAGCGCCACAGCGACUGGGUACACCUCGGCGCCGUCAGCCGUGCCGACCGCUGAGGACAACAACGCGGCCAACAACGCGCGCGAGAACCUGCACCAGAUCAAAAACCGCAUCGAGAAAAACGCCGUUAGCGCCAAGAUCGGACCACAGAAGCUCCCGCCUCAGGAGACGGCGGCGCCCGAGGACGACCCGGACUCGGAAAAACGUCUCCACAAAACGCGGUUUCCCCGGCGACCAGUGUACUCGCCGGUGGAGUGCGACGAGCGGCCGAGCGGGCUGCACGAAAAGCGAGCUCACUGGACUAACAAACGCGACAACAGAGACUUGGAGUCGCAGAACAGCUUGCACAGAAUGGAGUAUAUCGUAUAGCGGCUGCGAGGAAACGGCGGUGGGCUAGGCAACAAGUCACCGUGACGACCGUUACGGCUGCACACCCAGACGUGAAGGACGGACGGAAAAACAAUAGAGACGGCACAGAAAAUUUUCCGGCUCACCUUCGAGCGGGAGACUCGUCUCUGUUACGGGAAAAUUGGACCGUUUUGUGUCAAAAUGGCGACGGAGGAGAAGAAAACGAGGGAAAAGUCCGCACAGCAAAAAAUUUACGGCAUAGACACGCUGACGAAUUGGGUCAGAUCAAGGUUGUUGUGGGUUGGCUGACUUUCCAGUCCCCCCCCCAACGGUUCAAAUAAUAAAUAAAUAAACAAAUAAACCAAAACGCCGCCGUCUUGGGUACUUUAUGUAGUGAUGAAUUAUGAACAAGCGAUGAUUGAUUGGUUUGUUUUGUUUUUUCCUUCCCCUCUCCCUUCUUUUCCCCCUUUUGGCAUCGUGGAUCAAUUCAAAUUCCUUUGUGUGCAGCAGAAUUUCACAGGCAUAUGGAUUUGCACUCAGCAAGCAUACGUCAGCGUUUUGUUUUAAUUCCCCCACCCACUUGAUCAUUUCACAGAGGUGAGACGGAGGGUUUAGACCCGAUUCCUCAGAGCAAUAAAAACCCUGCGUAUCAGAGCGGACGUGCUGAUCAAAGUAAAGCUGAUCUCGGGCCAGCUUUGCGGUUUCUCUGGUAAUAGCGGAGAGUAAAGGGAUGCUCUGAAGUUUUUCAACAUUAUCUCAAUCAAUCGUGUGUGUGUGUGUGAGAGAGAGAGAGAGAGAGAGGGAGUACAGAUGAGAAUCCCAACACGUGUACCUACCGAGAACCUCCAGGCGAGAACAUAUAAAGGAAGUCUAAGGCCAGGCGUCGAAAUUCCAUUUGUAGACUUUAUUUUGUUUUAAAAAAAAAAAAGCUUUAUUUCUUUAAUCGAAAGUGUUUUGUUUAUAAUCUGAGCUUUAAAUCUGUCGUCUUGUCUUAGACGUAAUGGCUGAUAUUGUUUCAUGAGCGUAACAGCUGCCCUUUAGACAUCCAUGAUGUGCGAGUUUUGGAGGAAACCGGAUUUCUUUUGUCGUCUCGUUGCAGGGAAACGUAUCGAAUUUACAGUCAACAGAAAUGAGGUUGAAAAUGCCGGGUUGUCCUUUUAACGUUGUUUAGAUUACGAAUUAACACCCUGGCUCUGACGCUAGGGGUGGGCGAGUUAGCAAAUAAUAAAAUUGAACAAUGUUGUGAUACUUAAAGAUGUCUGACGAGGCAAAUUAAACAACCGAAAGAAGAAAAAGACAGGAUUUCACAGGAUAUAAAAACGCCGAUGAUGCUCCUAUAUCUAAAGCGUAUCGUGAUAAAUCAUCUUAUCGUAUCGCCCACCCCGGAGUGAAGCUCACUUUAAACAUUUAGUGCAAAGGUCCCUGUGACACCACACCACAACAACCAAAACUUCAUCACUAUUAUUACUAUUACUGGUUUUUUUAUUAUUAUUUUUAUUAUUAUUUAUUGUCAUUUUUUGCUUUGCAGGCGGCAGGUCAAAAUUCAGUCCCUUGCAAUAUGAAGAAUUUAAUUGUCGAUUUUACUAUGACGUCAUUGUGUAGAUUUUUUUCUUUUGUAUGUACAUAUUUUUUUAAUUAAUCAUUGUGUAUAUUUGAUUUAUUAACUUAAUAUUCGAGAGCCUAUCAUUCCUGUUUUUUUUUUUUAUUUAUGUGCUUCAUUUAGAUUCGAAGGUUCGACAGCUUUGUAAGCUUUCUACUUCCUUAUUUUUGACAGAAAACAUUUCUCACACACACAGACACACACACACACACACACACACACAAAAAAAAAAAUUAUAUAUAUAUAUGCCAAAAGUGUUCUUGAAAGAAUAGUUUUAUUUUUUAUUCUAACUGUAUAAACUGAACUGAAAUGCGCUGUACAAAGUUUUGUUUAAGAAAAAAGAAAAAACACAUUUUAUGGUGCGGCGGUUUGGUCAGGAUUUAUUUCUGGAACGUUCCAAAAUGGUGAUAAAGAAAGAAACGUGACUUAACGCGUCUUACGACAAAGACAAACCUGAGUGAAAUAGACCUUUCUGCAGCCGUGUAUUUCUGUAUUCUGUCAUAAAUCUAGAAUGUUCUGUCACCGUGUUCAUGUAACCCAACAUUUCCCGUAGCAGUAUUUCUGUAGUGAGGUGAAAUUAAAGCUCGCAGCCAGCGGAUUUUUUAGUUUUGUUUGUGUUUUCCCCAAACGACUGAGGAAACGAGGAGGAGAGCGUAACGUUUUCCUAAAGAGCUUCACUUUUUCACUUGGAAAAGUCAAAACUAUGAUUUUGAAAAAUUUUUGUUUUUUGUAAAGUGUUGUUUUUUUAAUUUUAGGACCGAAAAAAGGGCAGGACCGUCAAAGUGAACUCUUUCCUCUGAGUGAUGCUGGCCAGGACAUCGUACAAGUUUUUUUUUGUUUGUUUUUGUUUGUUUGUAGGACUCUGAACAAAAAAACGAGACAAGUUUCAGUUUUACUUUAGUGUUAAACUUGAACUUUUUUUUUUUUGCAAAAAGUCUUGUCUUUUGUCUUUUCUGUGUCAUUUGAAAGUAAUAUUUAUUAAAUUCUUUGUAAGAA
Neoarius graeffei (lesser salmon catfish) is the source of this 6744-nucleotide messenger RNA. RefSeq names its product jagged canonical Notch ligand 1a (gene jag1a). Gene Ontology annotation, molecular function: Notch binding; calcium ion binding. The record is from RefSeq and is a predicted model, not a curated record. The coding region runs from base 513 to 4169 and encodes 1218 amino acids. Gene Ontology annotation, cellular component: membrane. Gene Ontology annotation, biological process: cell communication; Notch signaling pathway; multicellular organism development. The transcript is spliced from 26 exons. NCBI's taxonomy places the organism in Eukaryota, Metazoa, Chordata, Actinopteri, Siluriformes, Ariidae.